Molecule: messenger RNA, 6024 nt
Organism: Silurus meridionalis
Lineage: Eukaryota; Metazoa; Chordata; Actinopteri; Siluriformes; Siluridae
Product: inactive N-acetylated-alpha-linked acidic dipeptidase-like protein 2
Exons: 15
Coding region: 212-2611 (799 amino acids)
Source: RefSeq, a predicted model, not a curated record
CAGGUGAGGCAGGAAGCAGUUUAGAAUAACUUCUUGACUUCGGAGUAACAGAGAAGUGAAUGUGUUCCCACGUGGCAGGCUAUUAGCUAACCUGCUCUCCUGUCAAAGGCACGGAAAGAAAGAAAGAGAGAGAGAGAGAGAGAGAGAGAGAGAGAGAGAGAGAGAGGACAGAACACACAAGGCUAUCAUCUCAACUUUUGAAGGUGCGGACAUGGCAUACACCAAAGCAUAUGCCAGUCAUGGUAUCUCCAUGCAACCCCAGGACUUGGAAUGUGACGAACAGCUAACCUCUGUUGAUCUAGAGUGGGAAAUGGAACCGGAGAUGGAUGAACACGGGUUGGACAACUUUCGACUGGAGUGUGCAGACUCACAGAACAUGGGAAACUUACCAAGUGGUGAAAUUAUUUUGGACCAAGGGAUCAUCCAGCCCUCUGUUUCCCCCCAUGGAAGGUUUGAGAGAUUACAAGAAGAUCCCAAUUAUGUCUUGCAAUACAGUGGGACUGUUCCCAAGGCACACAAGAUAAGUGUUACUUGUGUUAUCAAAUACCUGUUGAUUGCAGCAGGAGCUUUCAUCCUGGGACUGCUUAUUGGUCUACAUGGCAAGCAAACUGAGGGACAGCCAGCCAAGCUUACUGCAAGCACAGAUAUGCUGGACAAGGUUCUACAAAACAUCACUGCAGAAAAUAUCCAGGCACAAAAAAGGAAUUUUGAUUCCCUAUCCAGACUCAGCGAGGAAGACAGGGUGAAGUAUCUUGCCCGAAGAUGGGAGGAUUUGGGAUUGAAGAACGUCCAGCUGAUCAAUUACACGGUCCUCGUAAGCUCCCCUGGAUCCUCACCGAAUACCAUCACUGAACUGGCAAAUAAGCGCUGUUUCCUGCCCAGUGGAGCGAGCUGCGACACACAGACCCAAAUAUCCAUGAACGAGUCCUUCGUCUUUGCAGCCUACUCAUCUGUGGGAAUUCUAGAGGCAGAAUUAGUGGACGUGCAAUAUGGAAGUUUCGAAGAUCUGAGACUAAUCGGAGCUGAGGUGAACGUGACCAAUAAAAUAGCACUGCUUAAAAUUGGAGAAGCACCUUUACUACACACGCUUUCUCUCCUGGAUGAGAUGGGCUUCGGUGCUUGUCUCAUCUACGUGGAUCCCUGUAACCUCCCCAAGGAUCAGCCUUCCCUGCAAAAAGCAUUCGGCGUAACAUUAAACCCAGGAGGCGACCCAUCAACCCCAGAGUACCCCAGCACAGAUGGCAGUUUCAGGGAAGAUCGUCGUAAUUUGACGUCCCUGUUGGUGCAGCCAAUAUCUGCCAACCUAGCACAAGAACUGCUCUCUGCCCCAAGUGUUGGACACGGACAACCCUGUGUUCCUAUGAAAAUGGCAUCAGGCUCAGAGAAGAGCAGCAGUGAUCUCAGUAGCAUACAGCACCUACCUGUUCAUUUCCCUGAUGCACUGGCUGGCAUGCGUCAGUUUCUCGGACAACGGAUUAUACAUUUGAAUAUUUCAUCACAGACAUCAUACAAAACAGUGUAUAAUGUCAUUGGAUACCUGAGAGGAAAGAUUAAUCCAGAUAGAUAUGUCUUUGUUGGGGCUCGUCACAGUAGCUGGUACGAUGGCACCAUGGCAGAUUGGAGUGGUGGCGCCGCAGUUGUUUCUCAGAUCAUCACCUCCUUAACAACUCAGACCCGUGCACUCUGGCAGCCCGAUCGUACCAUUGUUUUCUGCUCGUCAGGAGGCUCUUCCCUUGGCAACAUUGGCUCCUUUGAGUGGGGCGAGGAGAACAAGGUGGUUUUGGAGGACAGGGUAGUGGCCUAUAUCAGCCUGCAGAAUCCAGUUAGAGCAUAUGGCCCACAAUCUACUGUAUCACCAUCUCUACGGCAACUGGCUUCUGACAUCUAUAAGACUCAUAUAAAGCAUUGCCCUCAUGCUGGAAGCUGCACUGGAAUGAACAUCAGCUCUCUGCAGUCUUCUGUAGUCAUGGACUUCUUCACCAGUCAGCUUGCUGCCCCACUGGUGGAGUUUGCAUCAUCAGCCAAUACAGCUGAGACUGCUCCUUUCCUCUAUGAGGCCUUCUUCCCCUUCGAGUCAUCUUUAACAGAGAUGUUGGACCCCACCUUCAGACGUCAUGAAACCAUUGCAAAGAUGACAGCAGAGGCCAUCCUGCGACUUGCUACCGAUCCUGUCCUACCCUUCUCACCCUUGGACAUAGCACUUGACAUUCAAAAUAAACUCAAAGCUGACCCCUUAAUCAGGCCUGAUCUUCUGGCUGCUGCUGCAUCUUUGCGAGAAAGUUCUGGCUUCUUCCAGUCGGAGAUUAUGCGCCCAGCCAACGACCCGAAAGAGCGCGACCCUGCCCAUGUGCGCAUGCUGAAUGACGUACUGCAAGACCUCGAGAAAAGCUUUCUGAUUUCAGACCCACCUCAGGGCUUUUCACGGAACAUUCUUUAUGGACUGAAUACGAAAACCCAAGGCUUUGCCAUGUUGAAAGCCUCCGCAGAAGACUCCAGACACAGCAGCAUAAAUCGGUCUUUGUCCCAUGUGUUCAACUCCAUCUGCUCAGCUGAAAAACUUAUCCAAAGUGGUCUUGGGCUUUUUGAGAAUGACCCUGAGAGCUCAAAUUAAAAAAAAAAAAAAUGACAGCAAAAUGCUGCUACUAAACUAUGAAUUGAAAUGUUUGAAAAUGGAAUACAAGCUGGAGACUCAGAUAUCAACAUACAAGUCUGAAAUUCAUACUUCUAAAAGAAGUGGAAAUUUCAAGCAACUUGUGAUUUUUUAGCUUUUAUACAUAAGGUUUUUUUUUGGUUUCUCACCUGUAUGAUAACAUAUUAACAGAAAAUCAGUAGCUGUCCUACAGGCAUGAACAUACAAAAUAAGAAACUUCAAGAAGUUACAGACUGGAAUAAAAAAUGUUCUGUCUCAAACACAUACUGGUUUAGCUUUCAGCUUCAGGCAAUUAAUUCUAUAAGCAUAACCUUGUCCUCAGGGAGAGAGACUAAGCACUUUUUUAUCUCAGGAAAGGUGGAAGAAAAAUUAUUAUUUGAAUGCAUUAUUAUUAAUUGAUAUGUUUUUUUAUUUGUUUGUUUUUUGAAUAAAUGUAUUUAUUACACAUGUAAUUCAUAAUCUCAAAAUCGAUUUUAGUGAAGCCAUCUUUUGAUAAUACAAUAAGCAACCCACCUUAAUAAUAGCUAAGAAAGAUACAUUUGUGGCUUAUGGCUUUCACUUGUAACAAACUGUAUAACAUAAUAUUUAUGUAUAAUUUGCACAUAUUUUGUGAUUUUCAUCCCGCUAGUUUUUUUUUUUAAUCUGAAGUUUGGAGUGAGGAAUUAAAGUAGCACUUUUAUUUUGGGUGAUUGUUUUCUCAAUCCACCGCUGGAUCAGACCACUGAGAGAACAUACUGUAUAGUCAAAAUUGUAAUUCCCUCAAUCUCAGCAGUGGUAGGCCGUUAGGGCCAUCAAGGCCUUCAGAAUCACUGACUUAAUUUUGAAUAUAUUUUUGUCCAUGAAUAUGUAUAUAAUUAUUCCCAAUAGUCUAUUCUUUUAAUUUCAUUGCUUUUCUCUCAAGUGCACUGCUGCACAAUGGAGUGUAAUUUUCACUUAGAGCUUCUAUUCAAUCAGAUUUCAGCCUGCCACAUCGAAAACCGUCGUCAGGUGCAGACUCUUGGUAGAUUCAAAUACAUAUUGCUUGAAGCUGUUGCUUUAACCAGUCAUACUGCGAUUUGGUCCCUCCAAGGCCCCCUAGAAGGCAAAGAAACGCGUCAGUAUUUUCACAUCUUUUGAUUGGACAAUCAAAGCGCCGACUACUACAAACCACAUUUGUUGAAACUGAGUUCAAAUAUAUCUGUGUGGAUUUAAAACGUGUUUAUUUUAUUCCACAAUGGCCGAUAGAGAAGAAGAAAUCCUGAAAAAAAAAGGUUGUUAGCGUUUGUAUUAACCAUUUAUACUUUUACAUAUUCGUUCCUCUACAAUUUGCACAAAAACACACAAUUUGCCUUAAAAUCCAGAGAAAAAAUGGCACAGAAAACCCAGGGUCAUUUUAUGGGGUUACUAUUGAUGCUUCUGCUAGAGAUGAUGUAUGUGGGCAGCAUAGCUGUGGCUGCAGUGAAAGGAGAAUUGCUGAAUUGUGUUCAUUGUGUUUCUUGCUUAAACCCUCUGUGACCAUACCUGUCUGUGAUACUAUUAUGCUGUGUUUCUCUAUAAUAUUGAUGGUUUCUACAGCCAUGGUCUCAUUAUGGUCCUAAUAAGAGGUGGAUUGUUGUUUCAUGUAGAACACCACUAGGGGGCCGAGGUGUGAAAUGCACAGCCUGCCACUGAGUCUCAAUUUUGCUGUUACAUAUUUUUGACAGGUUCACUAAAACUGUAGAUUUGAAUACUGGAAAAAGUAAAAAGUCAAUUAUCCAGCUCGAGUAAUUGUGUUUCCACUGUUGUCUCAGAUUCCUGUUUUUGAUUGACAGUAGUAAACUCUGGUAAAUUGCACAUUCUGAGAUGUAUUUCUGCUCACUGCAGUUAAAAAGUAAAGAGAGAUUAUUUCCUUUCCUGUAGCCUUCCUGACAGAUUAAUCCUGUCUGCCCCUUCUCUUCUGAGCUCUUUCAUCAACAAACCAUUCCUGCCACACAGAACUACCAUUCAAUAGACGUUUUUUUCUGCAACUCACUGAUAUCAUUUCCACCAUUUUGUAUUUUUCUAGUGGCUGUUGUGUGUGAAAAUCCUAUCUGGAAUCAAAAAAACAUGUCAUGGUCAAAACUGAGAUCACAUUUUUCCCUCAUUUUGAUGUUUCACGUGAACAUUAGCUGAUGCUGUUGGCCUGAAUUUGCACAAUUCUAUCCUAGCACAUGAUUGGAUAAUUGCAAGAAUGAAGCUGGUGAGUGGAUGUGGUCUAAGAUGUACAUUUCUGCCAGAUGUGAAAGAACAUGGAUGUGUUUUCCAGUCUUUAGGUUUGAAUUUUUAAUUAAAGGUUUUAAUUAUAAAUCAUGAACGAUGCUUGGAUGUUUAUACAAUUAAAAAUGGUUUAUGUUAUUGUUAACAUUUUACACUAUUGCUACUUUAAGAGGAUUCUGAGUUAAGAACCGCAUCUGUUUCAAUGUUUGGUACUUGAAUAAAUCUUAAAUACUUUGAAGCUUAAAAUUAUUGACGUGCCUUUAAACAAUUGAUCAUACAUGCUUAGGUGCAAAAAUAUUAACACUUGCUGAAACUGUAAUGUUUUUUGUACACUAUACACUAUAUAUAUUGUACAUGAUCAAAAGUUGUGGACACCUGACCUUUAGAUUUGUAUGUGAUUUUUGAACAUCCCAUUCCACAUUUAGUCUCCAUUUGCUGUUAUAAUAACCUGGCUUUGUGAGCAGGGCCGUUGUCAUGUUGGAACAGGUUUUGUGCCUCCUAGUUCAAAAGAAUGGAAAAUUUUAUAGUACCAUACAUUAGCAGAUGCCAUGAUCCAGAUUGAUGUACAAAAGUGCUUUGGAAUCUGUAUUAAUUAAUAAAUCAACACUAAAAUCUAGGAUACCAUUUGCCUAAAACUCUGUUGAGCACUUUUUAAAUACACAAAUACAUAAAUCAAACAGGGAAAAAUAAGCUCUAGUUUAAGUGUUUCAGGAAGAGAUACGUCUUCACCUGUCGCUUAAAGAUAUAGAUAUUUCUAUUCUAUACAACCUCCAACUUUGAGGUAAAAAAUUUGGAAGGAAAAAAAACCCAGAGGCUGAAAAAUUUGGUGUCUCAAUACUUGUCCAAAUAGUGUAUGGUUAUGAAGAAAAGAUACUUGUAUCACUUGAGGCAAUGUUUUCAGAUGUCUUGUUAUUGACAUCAGUAUUUCAAAAAAGUGCAACACUGCUCCAAUUGUGCAGCAUCAAAUAAAUGUGUUUGCACUGUAUGUAAUUAAUGAUUAGCUUUGCACUAAAGUGGACUAAACUGGCAGCUUAUGUUGCCUCUGGCUUUUUUUCUUUUUCAGCAUGCACAUAUGGAAUCAUUAUAUGUACUUUGCUGUUUGUGCUUCUGUUAGCUGUUUAUGAAAUGAAUCCAAUGAAUAAUAAAUAAUCUGUACAAUA